AAUUAGUUAAUUCUAUUUCAUUUGGGGGGUUUUGGUUUAUUUAGACUUAUAUAGCAAUGACGCGCUCUAGUAAUUUUCUUAUUUCGUUCUUAUUAUUUUUCCUAGUUUAUCGUGUAGAAGCUAAGCCUAACCUUAGAGUUGCUGCAUUGGGUGAUUCUGUAGCUUCUGGAGAAGGUACUUUAUAUGGGUUAACCUAUAAUCCCUGUUACACCACCAGUCCCAAUUACGCCAUUCAGUACCUUCGUACGAUAUGGAAUGGACCAACAGAUCUUCAUCCACACUGGCUAGGACCGUAUCCUGAGUGUCAUCGUUCUCCUUUUGCUUCCGUUUUUCAAUUGCCUUUUUACGUCAACCAGACCAAAGCAAGUGUAGAAGUUUUCAAUUUUGCUUGUACGGGCGGUGCCAUUCACAAUGGUCUUUUAGAACCUCAGCUUUCCAAAAAUGCAACACUCUCUCAACUUCAACAACUAGUUGAUAGUUGGUCGGCCAUUUCCUGGUCGGACGAUGAUAUUCCUAUCCUCGUGUUGAGUUUUGGAGCGGAUGAUGGGCAGCCAACACCUUUGGAUGAAAUUGCAGCGGUAGUGAAACAAGCAUAUGAUCAGUAUAUUGCCCAGAUUUUAGUGGAUACAGCUAUUUAUCAAGUUUCGCUUGACGUAGGUGUCUCUUUGCAAAAUGUCCUCAAUACGAUACAACAACUGAAUUUAUCGACCUCUUCAUUAACAAGCACUCGAGUAUUUACUUCUAGUGAAUAUGUCAAAGCUAUAAGUUAUCUUAAAGGCAAUGUUAGUGCUGCUAUUCACAAAAUGCCGCAUAUCAUUGUACAAACCUAUUAUUCACCUUUGAAUCCAACCAAUGAAAAUAAUCUCUUACAAUGUCCCGAUAUGGCUGGUUUGGUGAACAACAGUACCAAAAUAACACAAAUCAAACAAUUGUUGGAAGAACUCAACUCCAAAGUGCUCACUGCAGCAACCGACAGUAGUUCUUAUGUCAAUGAUAUUCGCGAAUUGAUGAAACAUCAUGAAUAUUGUAGUGGCCAUGAGGAAUGGGCAUAUGGUCCGACAGUCUCGUUGGAAGAAGAUAUUGAAACGAUCUUUUCAGAGGUUCCUAUUUUAGCAGCGUUAGGUCCUGUUGCUCCGCAAGGUAAUUAUGGAGUAUCGGCAUUUCAUCCAGUUCCUGCAGCACAAAGUAGAAUUGCGGAAUAUUUAUGGCACACCAUUGAAAAAGAUAUUUUGAUAUGAAGAAUAGUCGCGAUGAUGACAGCUCCA
Galdieria sulphuraria is the source of this 1265-nucleotide messenger RNA. RefSeq lists its product as uncharacterized. The record is from RefSeq and is a predicted model, not a curated record. The transcript has a single exon. The coding region runs from base 57 to 1238 and encodes 393 amino acids. Lineage: Eukaryota; Rhodophyta; Bangiophyceae; Galdieriales; Galdieriaceae.